AUGAGCGGACACUUUGAGGAAGACGCGCACCGGAGGACGGAGAGGAAAGGCAGUAAAUCCCCCACUUUGCUGUCUUCUUACUGCAUUGACAGCAUUCUGGGCCGCCGGAGUCCCUGCAAGGUGCGGCUCAUUGGCGCGCAAACUUUGGCUGCACUGCCCGGCAGAGGGGAGCUCGACAGGGCGGCUCUGGGCCCCAGCAAAGAGCCGCUCUCCCUGCCGGGCGUGGACAUGCACCUGCCCCCCAAGCUCCGCCGCCUCUACGGCCCUGGAGGAAAGUACCUCCAGGAGCAGGCGGACAAGCUGGACCGAGAGCGGGUCCUGCUGGAGGGGGCCGCGGACAGCCUAAAGAUCGUCCAGGCUCCGCAGGUGAGCAUCAGCCGCAGCAAGUCCUACAGGGAGAACGCGGUUCUGAGCCGGCCGGAGGGCGAGCGCAGAAGCCCCGCGGAGGCUGCGGAGAGCGGCGGCCUCAUGGACCGGGAGGAGCUGACCAAGUUGGAGGAGGAAGCGGUGAAGGAGGAGGAGAGCUCCGGCGGGGACGCCGCGGCGCUCUCCCCGAAGGACGAGGAGCGGGAGGGCUUGAACGCCGGGGACGGGGAGGACAGCGUGUGUCUGUCCGCCGGCAGCGACUCGGAGGAGGGCAUGAUGAAGCGCAAGCAGCGGCGUUACAGAACCACCUUCACCAGCUACCAGCUGGAGGAGCUGGAGAGAGCCUUCCAGAAGACGCACUACCCCGACGUCUUCACCAGGGAAGAGCUCGCCAUGCGUUUGGAUCUGACCGAAGCCAGGGUGCAAGUGUGGUUUCAGAACCGCAGGGCCAAGUGGAGGAAGCGUGAGAAGGCGGGUGUGCAGGCACACCCGCCGGGCCUCCCCUUCCCGGGCCCCCUGGCAGCAGGCCACCCUCUCAGCCACUACCUGGAGGGAGCACACUUCCCGCCUCACCCGCAUCCCGCCUUGGAGUCGGCGUGGACGGCAGCAGCGGCCGCCGCCGCCUUCCCGGGCCUCGCCCCGCCCCACCACAACGGCUCCGCACCGCCGCUCGCCACCCCCCUCGGCUUGGGCACCUUCCUGGGCACGGCGGCCAUGUUCCGCCACCCGGCUUUCAUCGGGCCCACCUUUGGCAGGCUCUUCUCAAGUAUGAGUCCUCUGACCAGCGCUUCCACCGCCGCCGCGCUACUGCGACAGCCCGCCCCCCCCGCGCACGACAGCUCCCACGCGGGGCCCGUCCUCCCAGACCCGUCCCCUGCUUCCGCCCCUGCAUCUUCCUCGGCUGCAGCAGACCGCCGGGCCUCCAGCAUCGCCGCCUUGCGCCUCAAGGCCAAGGAACACUCGGCCCAGCUCACCCAACUCAACAUCCUGCUCCCCGGCGCCACAGGAAAGGAGGUGUGCUGAAUACUCAACCCACCCACCCCCCGAAAAGAGCGAAAAAGUCCCCCCCAACAAAGUAGCACAACCAAACCGAGUAAAAAGAAAAAAACUGUGCACGAGCGCCACAUCAUUUGGUCAACAUUCUAAGAUCCAAUGCAAGAACUGCCUCAAAAAAGAUGGACUAAAAAUGUUCAUUAUAAACUCACAGCAAUUGUAUUUCUUUCACAGUAACAUUCACCGUAAUGGUAACACUUUAGCAUGGGGAACAUAUUCUAAGUAACAAAUACUUAAUUUAGAGUUAUUUGGACACUAGGGGAACAUAUUGUAAGUAAAAAAGACUUAAUUGAGAGUUAUUUGGACACUAGGGGAACAUAUUGUAAGUAAAAAAGAUUUAAUUUAGAGUUAUUUGGACACCAGGGGAACAUAUUGUAAGUAAAAAAAAAUACUCAAUUGAGAGUUAUUUGGACACUAGGGGAACAUAUUGUAAGUAAAAAAGAUUUAAUUUAGAGUUAUUUGGACACCAGGGGAACAUAUUGUAAGUAAAAAAAAUACUCAAUUGAGAGUUAUUUGGACACUAAGGGAACAUUUUGUAAGUAAAAAAGACUUAAUUGAGAGUUAUUUGGACACUAGAGGAACAUAUUCUAAGUAAAAAAUACUUAAUUGAGAGUUAUUUGGUCACUAGGGGAACAGAUUCUAAGUAACAAAGACUUAAUUGAGAGUUAUUUGGACACUAGGGGAACAUAUUCUAAGUAAAAAAGACUUAAUUGAGAGUUAUUUGGACACUAGGGGAACAUAUUGUGAGUAAAAAAGACUUAAUUGAGAGUUAUUUGGACAAUAGGGGAACAUAUUCUAAGUAAAAAAGACUUAAUUUAGAGUUAUUUGGACACUAGGGGAACAAAUUCUAAGUAAAAAAUACUUAAUUGAGAGUUAUUUGGUCACUAGGGGAACAUAUUCUAAGUAACAAAGACUUAAUUGAGAGUUAUUUGGACACUAGGGGAACAUAUUCUAAGUAAAAAAGACUUAAUUGAGAGUUAUUUGGACACUAGGGGAACAUAUUAUGAGUAAAAAAGACUUAAUUGAGAGUUAUUUGGACAAUAGGGGAACAUAUUCUAAGUAAAAAAGACUUAAUUGAGAGUUAUUUGGACACUAGAGGAACAUAUUCUAAGUAAAAAAAUACUUAAUUGAGAGUUAUUUGGUCACUAGGGGAACAUAUUCUAAGUAACAAAGACUUAAUUGAGAGUUAUUUGGACACUAGGGGAACAUAUUCUAAGUAAAAAAGACUUAAUUGAGAGUUAUUUGGACACUAGGGGAACAUAUUGUGAGUAAAAAAGACUUAAUUGAGAGUUAUUUGGACACUAGGGGAACAUAUUCUAAGUAAAAAAGACUUAAUUUAGAGUUAUUUGGACACUAGGGGAACAAAUCCUAAGUAAUAAAGACUUAAUUGAGAGUUAUUUGGACACUAGGGGAACAUAUUGCAAGUAAAAAAGACUUAAUUGAGAGUUAUUCGGACACUAGGGGAACAUAUUGUAAGUAAAAAAGACUUAAUUGAGAGUUAUUUGGACACUAGGGGAACAUAUUGUAAGUAAAAAAGACUUAAUUGAGUUAUUUGGACACUAGGGGAACAUAUUCUAAGUAACAAAGACUUAAUUGAGAGUUAUUUGGACACUAGGGGAACAUAUUGUAAGUAACAAAGACUUAAUUGAGAGUUAUUUGGACACUAGGGGAACAUAUUGUAAAUAAAAAAGACUUAAUUUAGAGUUAUUUGGACACUAGGGGAACAUAUUCUAAGUAACAAAGACUUAAUUGAGAGUUAUUUGGACACCAGGGGAACAUAUUGUAAGUAAAAAAGACUUAAUUGAGAGUUAUUUGGACACUAGGGGAACAUUGUAAGUAAAAAAUAUUUAAUUUAGAGUUAUUUGGACACUAGGGGAACAUAUUGUAAGUAAAAAAGACUUAAUUGAGAGUUAUUUGGACACUAGGGGAACAUAUUGUAAGUAAAAAAGACUUAAUUGAGAGUUAUUUGGACACGAGGGGAACAUAUUGUAAGUAAAAAAGACUUAAUUGAGAGUUAUUUGGACACUAGGGGAACAUAUUGUGAGUAAAAAAAGACUUAAUUGAGAGUUAUUUGGACACUAGGGGAAUAUAUUGUAAGUAAAAAAGACUUAAUUGAGAGUUAUUUGGACACUAGGGGAACAUAUUGUAAGUAAAAAAGACUUAAUUGAGAGUUAUUUGGACACUAGGGGAACAUAUUGUAAGUAAAAAAAGACUUAAUUUAGAGUUAUUUGGUUAGGGUUAGAGCAGUGGUUCUUGACCUGGGUUCAAUCGAACCCUAGGGGUUCGGUGAGUCGGGCUCAGGGGUUUGGUGCAGGUCAAGACACACCCGACUCAUCGUGUAAAUAAAAACUUCUCCCUAUCGGCGUAUUACGGAUACGGCAACAGCAGAAGUCACACCAGGGGUAGGGAACCUAUGGCUCUAGAGCCAGAUGUGGCUCUUUUGAUGACUGCAUCUGGCUCUCAGAUAAAUCUUAGCUGACAUUGCUUAACACGAUAAGUAAUGAAUAAUUCCGCUGGUAAUCACAGUGUUAUAAAUAACGACUACAAAGCCAUCAGCAAAACCAUGCAGCACCAGAAGUCGCAUUAAUGGUAAGAAGUAUUUUAUUUAUUAUUGGUUAGCUUCAGAAUAACAAUGUUAUUAAAAAGAAUAAGAGACUUAUUAUACUCUAAAAAUGUUGGUCUUACUUAAAAAUGCACGCAUUUAGUUGUAUUCAGUGUUAAAAAAAAUAUUACAUGGCUCUCAUGGAAAUACAUUUUAAAAUAUUUGGCUUUCAUGGCUCUCUCAGCCAAAAACGUUCCCGACCCCUGAGUCAGACUGUGUAGGUGUGUAAUUUGUUGUGAGUUUAUUCACUGUGUUGGUUUUGUUCUUUGAACAAGGUGAUGUUCAUGCACGGUUCAUUUUGUGCACCAGUAAAAAAAAAACAUGGUAACACUUUAGUAUGGGGAACAUAUUCACCAUUAAUUACUUGCUUAUUAACAUGCAAAUUAGUAUCAUUUUGGCUCUUAACUAGUCAUUAUUAAGUACUUAUUAAUGCCUUAUUCGGCAUGGCCUUAUUAUAACCCUAACCCUAACCCUAACACUAACCAAAUAACUCUCAAUUAAGUCUUUGUUACUUAGAAUAUGUUCCCCUAGUGUCUAAAUAACUCUAUAUUAAGUCUGUUACUUAGAAUAUGUUCCCCAUACUAAAGUGUUACCAAAGACAUAUAACUUUGUCUUGAAUUUGAAAAAAAACUAAACAUUUUAUUUUUCACUAAAGAAGGGUUCGGUGAAUGCGCAUAUGAAACUGGUGGGGUUCGGUACUUCAAACAAGGUUAAGAACCACUGGGUUAGAGGGUUAGGGUUGUUGUUUAAUAAUGCCAUGCAGAAUAAGGCAUUAAUAAAUACUUAAUGACUAUUCAAGAGCCAAUAUGUCACUAAUUUGCAUGUUAAUAAGCAACUAAUUAAUGGUGAAUAUGUUCCCCAUACUAAAGUGUAAUUUCUUGUCAAAUAUAUUUUCAGUACUUUACUAUAACUUACAAUAAAGUUACAACUAAAUGCUGUUACUUUGCAAUUGUAAAUUUUAUUUUAAAUCACUCUCGUUUUAGCAACAUCCCGCCACCUACUGUACACUGUCGCCUAUGGAACAGUUUGAAUUAACUUAUUGUGAUAAUACAGAGGACUGACUACAUUCUUGUACUGUGAAAGAACACUUAAUUGCUAUGAAAUAUAAGGGUAUCGUUAUUUUUACAGUCAGUUGUAAUGUUACAGUAUUUUUACUGUAAAAAAAUACAGUUAAAUGCUGUGAAAUUUUUACAGUGUGUUCUUAUUUUUCUUUGUUUCUGGUGGUGUUUAAGUGACAAAAAAGAAGCACUUCUAUUCCAGUAUUAGGCAAAUUCUGUUUUUUUUUUUUUUUUUUAAGUCUUGCAUUGGAUCUUGCAGCUGCAAUUUAAUUUGAUGGACCUUCAUGACCCGAAUAUAAGACCACCCCUCUUUUUAGGAAAAAUAUCCCUUGGUAAAUACACCACUGACCCCCAAGUCACUAGUGCAUGUGUGAGCGACAGGAGGAAAAGCUAAAUCCCUAUAGUACACCCCAGACCUAAGACAAACAACGUUUAGAGGUCGUCUUAUAUUGGGGUCAUGACAGUAGUUUUAAUAUGUACUAAAUUCACUUUAACAUGGUGGCCUGCCAAUAUAAAGCAUCAGAAGUAUCCCGUGCUAUACGUCAAAUGUACCGACGGGGCUGGGACAGUACAGGACCCUGACUCUUUGCCACCCACCCACCCAGAACCAAAGGAAAACGGUCCCACAGACCUGACUUAAGUCAUCUCUACAGGAAUGACUCCGGUCCCCUAAACGACUGUAAAUGAAAGUUGUACAUAUACUGUGUAAAGGGAGGACGCCAUUUCCAACAAAAGUCAUCAUUUUCCAAGCUUGUGUAUAUUUCAGGAGUUUUGAUCAUUUGCACUCGGUGUAGUGUGUGUGAUGAAUGUCCACCCUGUGUAGAAUUAUUCCAGCUGUGUUUAAUCAACUAGAUUUUUGGAUCAUUAUUUAUGUCUAAGCUACGAAGAGUUUUUUUAAGCGGUGAUGGAAAAAGUCCGAAAAUGAGUUCUUUUUGGCAUUCAGGACACAUGUGAAAUAUUAUAGAACUAUGAAUAAAGAGUGUUAUGAGGA
Nerophis lumbriciformis (worm pipefish) is the source of this 6070-nucleotide messenger RNA. RefSeq names its product aristaless related homeobox a (gene arxa). Gene Ontology annotation, molecular function: DNA-binding transcription factor activity, RNA polymerase II-specific; RNA polymerase II transcription regulatory region sequence-specific DNA binding. The record is from RefSeq and is a predicted model, not a curated record. Gene Ontology annotation, biological process: regulation of transcription by RNA polymerase II. Lineage: Eukaryota; Metazoa; Chordata; Actinopteri; Syngnathiformes; Syngnathidae.